Molecule: messenger RNA, 447 nt
Organism: Fonticula alba
Lineage: Eukaryota; Rotosphaerida; Fonticulaceae
Product: 50S ribosomal protein L7/L12
Exons: 4
Coding region: 1-447 (148 amino acids)
Biological process (GO): translation
Cellular component (GO): ribosome
Molecular function (GO): structural constituent of ribosome
Source: RefSeq, a predicted model, not a curated record
AUGUCCUCUGAGCCGGAGAACGUCAGCCCCAAUGUCGCCGCCAUCGCCGACUCCAUCACCAAGCUCACCCUCAUCGAGACCUCCGAGCUGGUCUCCGUCCUGAAGUCCCGUCUCAACCUUUCCGACAUGCCGAUGAUGCCCAUGGGCGCCAUGAUGGGCGGUAUGGGCGGCGGUGCCGGUGGUGGUGCCGCUGCCGCUGAGGAGGAGGUCAAGGCCGCCGAGCCCGAGAAGACCGAGUUCAAUGUCAAGCUGGUCGAGAUCAACGCCGCCAACAAGGUCAAGAUUAUCCGCGAGGUCAAGAACCUCCUGCCCCACCUGAACCUGGUCACCGCCAAGAAGUUCGUCGAGGAGGCCCCCAAGGUCAUCAAGGAGGGUAUCUCCAAGGAGGAGGCCGAGAAGAUGGUCAAGCUCUUCGAGGAGCUUGGCUGCAAGAUCGUCCUCGAGUAA